This is a messenger RNA of Salarias fasciatus (jewelled blenny), 1457 nucleotides long. Its product is annotated as C-type lectin domain family 17, member A-like. Lineage: Eukaryota; Metazoa; Chordata; Actinopteri; Blenniiformes; Blenniidae. Bases 6 to 902 code for a protein of 298 amino acids. The transcript is spliced from 6 exons. The record is from RefSeq and is a predicted model, not a curated record.
CUGUGAUGGAGGAGGACAUUUAUGUGAACCUGGAGGAGCUGCAGGGAGCUGCGACCGGCUGCUCCUCACAACACGGUCCGGCAUCACACUGCACCACAGGGACGUCAAGCCAGAGGAAACCCAGAACAUCCGACUGUCCACGGUCUGAGCACGGCAGAAGAGGGAAACUCGAAGUUGAUCAAGGUUCAAAGGUCAAAGUUCACACACGCACGCGCACGGCUGUCGGAGGGCCUGCGAGCAUCAGCGUCGAACCCGAACAUGGCCGCUGUCGGAAGCCGUGCGUCCUGCUGGUGAGCCUGCUGUGCCUACUUCUGCUCGCCGCCGUCACCGCGCUCAGCGUGAGAUACCACAGAGACGUUCACCAGCUCGCCACAGAUCUGGCCAAUCAGACGGUAGAGAGACACCUGCUGCUGCUCAGGUACCACAUCCUGAGGCAGGAGAGAGACCAGCUGAACGCCACCUACAGGAGGAUGAUGAAGGAGGCGGUAAAGUGUCCUGAUGGAUGGACAAAGUUUGGCUGCAGCUGCUACCUUCUGGAAAACUCCAGAGACUCAUGGGAGAGGAGCAGGAUGCUGUGUCAAACAAAAGGAGGAGAUCUGGUGAUCGUGACCAGCAUGGAAGAAAUGGUGUUUCUGAAUAAGCUCGGAGUUAAUCUGAGGUUCUGGAUUGGUUUGAAUUCAACAGCUGGAUUGUGGACAUGGACAAAUGGAAAACAUCUAGAAAAAUCUUACUGGAUAUCAAGGCGCUAUUACAGCUUUCAGACCUGUGCAGCGUUCAACAGCUUUCCACAUCCAAGUCCUCUCAGGCCUGUGCACAGUGUGAAGUCCUGGACCCCCGAGUACUGCCCUACAGCCCUGCAGAGGGUCUGUGAGAAGGAGGCCACUCCGACAGCAGCACUGUGAACUCAUCUGAUCUCACAGACAACCUGCAAACCACACGAGAAACACCAAAACCUGCUUCAUUAGUUAGACUCCAUAUUUCUCCAGAGUUCAAUCAUAUAAAUAGAUACUUAAUGUAUUACUCGCUGCAAGGAAAAAGGCAUGAACAAAAUUAUGCUUGACAGUAGAGAAAGACAUUGCAGCAAAUGAUCUUCACCGUAAACCUGAAGAUGGAGUCCUUUUUACAACAUUAGAGGAGCGAGUGAGCUCCAGUAUAUGAGGCCUGGGGCCUGACUUUGAAGGGAUGACUGCAUGAAUAUGGAAUUAACAACUGUUAACUGAAGGAAAUGUUUGUGUUUUAUUUAUCAAUCUUUCUAUUGAUACCUAACUCUGAAAUCCUGAAUGCUAAGGCAAUAUUGAACUGCUGUAAAUGUGGUUGCUUUUUCAAUUGACUCUCUUGUUACUUGUUUUAUCAUAGAAAUAUAAUAAUUGCAUAAAGCAAAUGUAAUUCAUCCCCAAAAAAAGUUCAAUUUGAGCGAAAUUCAUCACACACACACACACACACACACACACACACAC